Molecule: messenger RNA, 1051 nt
Organism: Durusdinium trenchii
Lineage: Eukaryota; Dinophyceae; Suessiales; Symbiodiniaceae
Source: the annotation of a GenBank genome assembly
AGCUGUUAUUGGCUGAAGAUUUUGGGGCACCAGUGAAGGUCAAUGAUGCAGGGCUCGUUGGCGGAUGGCAGUUGCCACCUUGUUGUGAAAAGUACCUUCCUGGAAGUGACCGAUGGUGGCAUGAUGAAGCAGUACAGCAAGCUUCGUAGGGUCAAGUCGGAUAGCCUGGUGCAACACCUUCUCGAAGAAGAAGUUUACACGCCGGGAAAGUUCAGCAACGAACAGGAGCCCCAAGUCACGAUGUCAUCCAAGGCCAGUGACAGCAGCACAUGCCCUACGCCCCGGGACCAAACGCGGGCUGUUCGGCAGAGUCGAGCUCAGCCAAUGGAGCGAUCAGAACAGCGCGGUCGAUGGCAUCCACGGGCGGCCUGCGCUUCCACGCAGGCUCACUCGCCGGACUACAUGGGCCGCACCACCGUGAUGAUGCGAAACCUGCCCAACAACUACACAAGGGACAUGUUUGUGGAGAUGCUGAACAAGCAUGGUUUCAAAGGGCUCUAUGACUUCCUCUAUUUGCCCCAUGACUUUGACCGCAACGCCAAUCUGGGAUAUGCUUUCGUCAACUUGGUCACUGCAGAUGCCGUAAACUCAUUCUGGAGAGUCUUUGAUGGCUUCGGGCGGUGGUCAUUGCCGACUGCCAAGGUUUGCAAGGUGAGCUGGAGCGGCCCACAUCAAGGCUUGCAAUCUCAUGUGGAGAGGUACCGGAAUAGCCCGGUGAUGCACAAGAGUGUGCCAGAUGAAUACAAGCCUUUGGUCUUCAAAGACGGCGUCCGGCAGCCCUUCCCAUGCCCAACAAGAAAGGUAAAGCCACCACCUUCAAAAUCAGCUGAAAGCUACAGCUGAGGCAAAGCCCAGCUUCAUGAUCCAACGCUGGUGGCACAGUUUUCGAUAAAUCGGUGUAUAGUACAGGUGCUCAAGGGGUCCUGGAAAGACAGACCUUACUAGUCGUCGCUCCUUAUUUGCUUUUGGCAGAAGGCGCUAUGGCAAUUCAUCACUAAUUCGGUGCACGCUUGCGCGGAGGUUUCGAUGGCUGCAGGGUGUCCCUCGCCCA